UGCUCAGUUGAAAGCAGCUGAACGUUAAUGAGGUUGGUUCCAAAAAGAUAUUAUCAGCCUUCCAACUCACUGCCUUGAAAAUCAGAAUACCAUUGUUGUGAAUGAAUAAGUAGAAAGAAGUAACUCAAAAAGAAGCCUGGAUACAGUGUCGAGGGAUAUGCAAGAUUUUGGAAUAGAUGAAAUUUUAUUGAGUACACAGUAUCAUCAACAUGGCAGCUCCAGUAUUUAGAAGAAUAUUCUCCCUUUCAAAUUCCAUACCAAAAAAGUUUGAAGUCAGUGUUCGUACAAAAUCAUUUUACAAACAUAAUUUGAAUGGUAUGGACAGUGCUAAGUUAGCUGACGUCAAAUUAAAUCCAGCUUCUCUAUAUACAGCUUUAGAUGCCAUAGAUGUUAAUUAUUUCUGUGGUGUUCCAGAUUCUUUACUUAAAGAUUUCUGUGCCUUUGUCACUGAUAAUGCACCUCAAGAAAAUCAUGUUAUAACUGCUAAUGAAGGCAAUGCUGUAGGUUUAGCAGCAGGCUAUCACCUGGCAACUGGAAAAUCAGCAAUGGUGUAUUUGCAGAAUUCAGGUCUUGGUAAUAUGGUAAACCCACUGAUGUCACUAGCUGCCCCAAAAGUUUAUAGUAUACCAAUGUUAUUACUAGUUGGCUGGCGAGGUGAACCAGGUGUGAAGGAUGAACCACAACAUGUCACUCAAGGAUUAAUAACAAAUGAUAUGUUAGAAUCAAUGAGAAUACCAUAUGAAGAAUUGCCUUCUGAUGAAACACAACUAAUGGAUAUAUUAGAAAGAUCAAGAAAACACAUGCAAGAUAAAAAAUCACCAUUUUGUUUACUUGUAAGAAGUAAAACAUUUACACCAUACAAAUUGACACAAAAUAAAAUAAAAUUACCAUUAACUAGAGAAUAUGCGUUACAGAGAGUGGUAGAUUUAUUAAGUGAAAGUGAUAUUAUUGUUAGUACUACUGGUAUGUUAUCUCGAGAAUUGUUUGAAUACAGGGUAAAUACGGGUAAAGGUCAUGAAAGAGAAUUUUUAACAGUAGGUUCUAUGGGUCAUGCAUCAUCUAUAGCGCUUGGAAUAGCUUUACAAAAACCUGAGAGACAGAUUGUAUGUUUAGAUGGUGAUGGUGCUGCUUUGAUGCAUCUAGGUUCCAUGGCAACUGUAGGACAAAGUAAUUCUACUAACUUUAAACAUAUACUCUUCAAUAAUGGUGCUCAUGAUUCUGUUGGAGGUCAACCAACAGAAGCAAGAAAUUUUGACUCAUUCUCAUUUUCUAAAAUAGCUAUUGGUUCAGGUUAUAAGAAGACCUAUGUAGCAACCACAGAAGAAGAAUUAAAACAUGGCAUGAAAGAACUUAUGAUGGCAGAUGGACCAGUUUUAUUAGAAAUCAGAACCUCUACUGGAUCUCGUUCAAAUUUAGGUCGACCCACAAGGACUACUAUUGAAAACAAGGAGGAUUUUAUGGAUUUCAUUUCCCAAUAUUAGGAACCAUCUGAUCAAGAUAUGACUGUAACGAAUUCCAGAGAUGGUCAAGAUAGAUAAGAUGGUUUUGACAGACCACUAAUUUAACUUUUAUCAGUAGGUAGUGUUCACACAAAUAAUCAUUGUAAAUAGUCAGAGUCGAUGAUUGAUAAUUGAAGUAGUGAUUGUUGACUAUUUGUAAUCAAAGUAGGCAAAGAAAUUUGGCACUAAUUUAAAUAUUUCAUCUGGACUUGUAUUGCAUUCCCAUUAUUAUGACGCACUUGAACAUUUUGUUACCAGGUUUUAAAUUAAGGGUUGAUUAAAUUUGAAUCGGUGUGAUUUACAUUAGUGCAUUAAUGACAAUGUAUCCAUGAACUGAGUUUAUGUGACUGGAAUUCAAAAACAAAAUGGUGGAUGGACUGUUAUUGUCUAUACUGUACAUUUUGUUACAUAUAUUAGGCUACUCGUGUGAUCUCAGAAGCAAUCUUUAUAAUGAUACACCAUUUCAAUAUUGUAGCAAACAAACACACAGUCUAGAGAAAAAAAACAACUAUUUAUAAUUGAUUGUUCGUGUGAAUACUAUCGGUAUUGUUAUCUUGCAAAUUGAUUCAAAUAUUUCUCUAGCUAUUCUACGUUCUUUACGUCUCAGUUGGUUAACCGAAAACAGACUUGCAUAGCCUACGUGCAAAUCACUUUUUCAAUAUGUACGGAAAUCCCAUGUUGUGUUCGGCCAGUUUGAAUCAGUGGCAUGUGCUACGCUUUACAGUUGGUGGAGGUCAUAUCAGUUGGAACAGAGAAGUUAACCCUCAUUCAAUGGCAGAAAUAGUUCAGACAAAUUUCUAUCCCCUUUGUAUCAGGCGAACCAUGCAUAAUUGGGUUAAAAUUAUAUUGAUAAAAUGCGGAAUGUGGGUGCACUAAAGUACUCUUGCUAUAAUAUAUAUUUUACUUAAAAGCUUGAUGUGUCAUUUGCAUUUUCGCUAAAAUAUUAAAUUUCUAACAGCUAAAUACACUCUAAAUAUAUAAGCCUACUCAGAUUGAUUAUUUAACAUUUAAAUAAGACAACAGAAUCAAACUACCAACGCUAGAUAAUCUCCCGACUUGGAUUCAAUCGGAUUUAAACUAGGCCCAUCAGGUUUCACCGCUAUGUUUCUCUUGUUACACUCAAGCAGCAAAGAUUCCUAUAUUGCUUAAUGACACAUCAUGCUUUUAAUACUACCAUUACUUAUUAUGUAACAAUUGAUAUCUUUAAUGUCAGAGAUACAAUUCUUCAAAACUUUGGCACUGAACAUAAUAUAUAUAUAAUAAUCUUAGAUCUGGUUCAAAUUGUGGGAUUUUCAUUGGUUGUUUUUUGCUCAUUUUUUGAGUGGCAAUAUUAGAAUACUUUCAUGUAAAUUUUUAUUUAUUUAUGAUGGUUUUUUUUAUAUGCCUGUUGUUGACAUCUUGUUAAGUUUAGUUGGAAUUUAAUGUUUAAUUUUUGAACAAUUAUUAUUAAUACAGUAUGACUGAUGAUAUUUUAUGUAUAUUUUAUUUUAUCACCCAAUAAUACAUUCUACAGUAUAUAUCGCUUGUGUGAUAUAUUUCAUAAUCUACUGCGAUGAUAUCGCUUAACAUGAAUUUGAUUAGUCAGUUGAAAAGGAACUACUUUUUUUUAUUUUCAAAGAACAGUUCAUUUCUUAUUAAAAGUAACUUGUUAUUUAUUAAAAAUGAACUAUUGUUAUUCAAUUGACCUUGAUGGAAACACUGGGUCAAUAUAAAGGACUUUGCAAUGGUUGAAUUGCUGUCAAAAAAUGAUGUAUCACUACGCUGUAAUGUUCAGUAAAAGUGAAAUCUACAGCAAAGAAUUAUAUUUAUCUAUUUGUGCAUGUAAGAAGGGAUUGGGUGAUAAAUAAAAUCUCCUACUCGUCUUUAAUGCCUCGUUUAUUUUACUUUAUCAACUUGUGUUGAUAUUUUUUGAUAUCAAAAAAGACUGGUAGGAGAUUCUUUAUGUAUUGGUGAUUGGAAAUCGAAAGUUACUAUUCUAUUAACCUUAGUUGUAUCAUCAUAAAAUCGAGAUGUCUCAGAAAUGGUUUGAGGUAAUCUUCAUAACAUUGAAGCUCAUGAGCAAUUCUUUGUUCUAAUAACAAAAAUGAUUAACAUUGUUUAUGACAAUAAAUACAUAUCGUUUAUCUUAUUAUAAAUAGACAAGCAGAAUACCCACCUUUGCCUGGGGGCCCAAAUUCGAUGGCCUAAAACAUUCACAGGGUCAUGCUGGUUAAUUUGAUACCAUAUGUGGGGAAGGAUUGCAGCAACGAAGCAUGAUGGGCAAUCUUAUUAAAAUACAGAUUUAUAUUUCAUUUCAUUUUUUUACACUUUCAAUGGCCUCCACCACAUGAAGAUCUGACCAAUUGUAGUCGGAGGUCAUAUGAGAGGCUUUUGACCCUAUGACAUCACACAUUUGAUUAACCAAUCAGUGCUGAUGUUUCUAGUGGGAUACCCAGUUUCGUGCACUUGCACACCAAGAACUGGUUGCAACAGACCGUUACAUUGGCUAAUCCCUCACAUCAACCAGAACACAGGUUAUAUAACAACUCUUCCAGAUCCUGGUGUAGUAAAACGAAAUUUUAAACCAUAAAAAAAGAAACGAAAUAGGAUCUGUGUUUUAAUUAGAUUGCAUGAUGGGCAUACACACAUACAGACAUCUUGAUUUUAUUUAUAUAGAUAGACUAACACGAUACCCGGUUUCUUCCAGGGCCCAAAUUCACUGGGUCAUGCUUGUUAAUUUGAUAACACAUAUUGUUUGGCAUUUGUUAAAUAAGGCACAAUAAGAAAUGUUGGCUUUGGGUUCAUGCAGGAAAUAUAUGCGGUCAUUAACAUUGAUAUUACACAUUCACAGUUCCGUGCCAUAUUUGAAAUCUGGGGCCUGUACAUGUGCUUCAAUUAGCCAGAACUAAUUCACUACCUGUUUUCUGUUUUUGACAGAUUAACAUACCUGUCUUUAACAGAUUAACAAUCAUUUGACUUCUUUUGUGGGGGGUGGGGGAAACAAUAUAAGAUUUUUUCAUGCAUUCAAUACUAUCUAGUCGACAGAACCAUGCACUCUUUCAGUUAUACAAUUUAAUAUGAAUUGUACCGGUUAUUUUAAAGAACUGUGAUUUUAUUUUAAAUGGUUAUUUAUAUAUAGUAUGUCCUAUACAUCUAUUUUCAUCAAUUAUGUUAUCUGUAACUUUGUCAAAUAUUUUUAAAAAAUGUUCAUUUUGAAGUAUAUUUAAUGUAUGAAAUUUUAUAUUUUAUGAUGUAUUUACAUAGGUUUGUUUAUACAUGAAUAUGAAAUUAAAUUAUUAUCAAUUUUUAUAUGCAAUGUUGUGCCUAUAUAGUGUAUGUUCUUAAUUAAACACCCCUGUCCAUCGUCAAUGAUUGCCAAUUACUGAGAAAUUCUUUUGGAACCUUGGUGGACCAAUGUUACAUAAGCCAAAGGACUUAAAAUUUAUAUCAUUCUAUUGAUGUUCAAUGAUUUCUAAUCUUUACUUCAGAUUCUAAUUGAAUUCAUGUUUUUAUACAGUGUUUAUAAUACGAACAAGACUACUGAUUGAUAUUCAAUGAUUUCUAAUAAUUAAUUUACUAAGCAAAAAGCAAAUACCGGUAUUGAAUUUUAAGACAUAUUUACAUAACAUUUAUUUUGCUUUGUUUCUACCAACAUUGAGGCCAUAACUAACCUACAUUUUUUUUUUUUAAAUUAAAAUCACUAUUUUCAGUCACACUUUUCAGUCCAUGUUUGUGUUUAUUUUAAAUAAUGAACUGGAUUAGUGGCCUUUUGAAAUAAUGUACACUUGUUUCAGCUUUUAAUAAUGUACUGUAAGCUUUAAAAACUUCAUUUAACAUAAUCUAUUUUAUAAUAAACCAAUAUACUGUCUAAA
Patella vulgata (common limpet) is the source of this 5350-nucleotide messenger RNA. RefSeq names its product phosphonopyruvate decarboxylase. Gene Ontology annotation, biological process: organic phosphonate biosynthetic process. Lineage: Eukaryota; Metazoa; Mollusca; Gastropoda; Patellidae. Gene Ontology annotation, molecular function: phosphonopyruvate decarboxylase activity; magnesium ion binding; thiamine pyrophosphate binding. The record is from RefSeq and is a predicted model, not a curated record. The coding region runs from base 210 to 1481 and encodes 423 amino acids. The transcript has 12 exons.